Molecule: messenger RNA, 1487 nt
Organism: Ceratina calcarata
Lineage: Eukaryota; Metazoa; Arthropoda; Insecta; Hymenoptera; Apidae
Gene: Efr
Product: ER GDP-fucose transporter
Exons: 7
Coding region: 253-1281 (342 amino acids)
Biological process (GO): UDP-N-acetylglucosamine transmembrane transport
Cellular component (GO): Golgi membrane; endoplasmic reticulum membrane
Molecular function (GO): UDP-N-acetylglucosamine transmembrane transporter activity; UDP-xylose transmembrane transporter activity
Source: RefSeq, a predicted model, not a curated record
GCUAUCUAACAACAGUCAAUCAAUUGUCAGUAAUUUGUCGCGUGUCCCCGCGCCCGGAGUAGAUAUAACUACUUGAUUAUGUCACGUUCCCAGCAAUGAUACAUCAUAUUUUGCAUCGAACUUGCGUUUCAAACGAUAUAUAAUUCCGCACUCGAAAUUUCAAGGUUGACUCUUCGACGAAAUCUUAUCAAUUUUACUUGAUUCUCAUUCUGUUUUUUCCUAGUUAACAGACAUCUAUUGAUAUUUUACUAAAUGCAAAUGGAGAAGGGACUAAGUAGUAAAGCAGUUACAGCCAUUGCUUCUGUUUUCCUUGGCUGUUGCAGCAACGUCGUUUUUCUCGAGCUCCUUGUCAAAGAUGAUCCAGGAAGCGGGAAUCUUAUCACGUUCUCUCAAUUUCUUUUUAUAUCUCUGGAAGGAUUUAUCUUUACCUCAAAAUGUGGGACUGUGAAACCUAAGAUCGGUAUCAAGGAUUAUUUCCUAUUAGUGACAAUGUUCUUUAUUGCAAACGUCUGCAACAAUUACGCAUUCGAUUUUAACAUUCCCAUGCCUUUGCACAUGAUAUUCAGAGCUGGUUCUCUGAUAGCGAAUAUGGUGAUGAGUAUAAUGAUCCUGAAGAAGAGCUAUGCGUUCAGCAAGUACCUCUCGGUGUUCAUGAUCACCAUGGGUAUAGCGAUCUGCACUGUGGUUAGCAGUAAAGAGAUUAAGUCGAUCCAGUCGAAGAACGCUGAGCAAAAGGUGACGACACCUUGGGACGAUUUCUUCUGGUGGGCGCUAGGAAUCGCGCUGCUGACCGUGGCUUUGUUCGUCAGUGCCAGAAUGGGCAUUUAUCAGGAGGUGUUGCAUAAGAAAUAUGGGAAACAGCCUAAGGAGGCUUUGUAUUACACGCAUUUACUACCGUUGCCAUUCUUCCUGACCCUGGCUCCGAACAUUUGGGAGCACUUGAAGUACGCCGUAGCUUCAGACCCGUUAAGCAUCGUCCAUUUCCAAGUGCCGAAGCUGAUUGUCUACCUCAUAGGCAAUAUUCUUUCCCAGUACCUGUGCAUCAGCUCGGUUUUUGUGCUGACGUCGGAGUGCAGCUCGCUAACGGUGACCCUCGUGAUAACCCUGAGGAAGUUCCUAUCGCUGAUCUUCUCGAUAAUAUACUUUCAAAACCCUUUUACCAUUUACCAUUGGACAGGAACUGUUUUAGUAUUCGUCGGCACGAUGAUAUUCACCGAGAUAUUCACCAAGGUUGCAGAUAGCUUGAAGCCUGUACAAAAAGAUGCUAAGAAGGUUCAAUAAUGAAGAGGAAGUGAUCAGUGAAUUGUUGUUGUUGUUAUUAUUAUUAUUAAUAUGUAUUGUGAAUUUGCAAUUUUAUAAAUAAGACAUGAAUAACGAUUCUUAUUGCUUAAGCGCACGAGUGAGAAAUUCAGGAAGAUAUAAAGAAAUGAUAAGUGAUUACAGUUUAUUGUUAUUUAUGAAUGUUUAUAAACUUUCUUAAUAACGAA